This is a messenger RNA of Agrilus planipennis (emerald ash borer), 729 nucleotides long. RefSeq lists its product as uncharacterized. NCBI's taxonomy places the organism in Eukaryota, Metazoa, Arthropoda, Insecta, Coleoptera, Buprestidae. The record is from RefSeq and is a predicted model, not a curated record. The transcript has 2 exons. Bases 285 to 569 code for a protein of 94 amino acids.
UAUAAAAUAUCUAACCCAACUUCUUGGUAAUCAAAAUCAAAACACCAAAUUAUAAAUAAUGAUUGUUUUCGGUCAAAUAAAUAAAUAAUUGAUUAGUCAUUCAUUUAUUAACAUGGAAUAUCUUGAAAGGGAAUUUUUACUAUGUAAUUUAAAAACAAUAAACAUUUGUAGUGAUUAUUUUUAGCAGACCAACUUCUCAAAAUGUUAAGUGAAUAUUUGUUUUUAAAAGUUAUAGAUAAAUGUAAUAUUAAAACUGGUUUGUGAGUUGUAUUUAUGGAAACGUUAUGGAUAUUUUCGUAUCUAAUGACACAACAACAAUUCCACCCCAACCUGAACCAAUUUUAGAAGAAGAUAUAAAAUUUCUUAUCAUACCUCUUGUUGUUAUAAUCGUUGUGAUAAUUUUGUCAGCAUUGGUUUAUUUAAUGGUUAAAAGAAAGCAAGAGGAAAUAAUUCAUCGUAACAUAAUGAAACUGUAUGAGUUUGAUUCGAAUGAGCAAGAAUGGGAGACACCGCUUUUGAGUAGCCAAGAGAGUGCUCACACUACUGUAUAUAAGACCACGAUGUUGUAACUUAAACAUCCACUUGUGAAAUAUUAUUUUCUUAGUUUGCUUUUUGUUUUUAAGAGUGACCCAUGUGUUAAUACAAAAUGUGAUAAGUAUUUUUUGUAUACAAGAGCAGGUUUUACAGCACUAUGUAAAUAUAAUGCAAUAAAUUUUGCAGUGCAAAUAA